Molecule: messenger RNA, 471 nt
Organism: Dentiscutata erythropus
Lineage: Eukaryota; Fungi; Glomeromycota; Glomeromycetes; Diversisporales; Gigasporaceae
Source: the annotation of a GenBank genome assembly
UACCUUGGUGAAUUAACAUUUCGGCUUCAUCGUUGGUGCCUUGGGGUUGUCAUUUCAGCUUCUCGUCGUUGGUGUCUUGGUGAAUUAACAUUUCAGCUUCAUCGUUGGUGCCUUGGGAAGUUGUGUGUUGUCGUUUCAGCUUCUCCUUCUCAUCAUUGGUGCCUUGGUAAAUUAAUAUUUCGGCUUCGUCAUUGGUGCUUUGGUAGUUGUGUAUCAUCAUUUCAACUUCAUUAUUGGUGUCUUGGUGAAUUCUCAUUUCAGCUUCGUUGUUGGUGCCUUGGUAAAUCAUUAUUUGGCUUUGUUGUUUGUGCCUUGGUGAGUUUUAUGUCCUUUGUCGUUGAUAUCUUGAUAAGUUGUAUAUCAUCUUCUUGGCUUCGUCAUUGGUGCCUUGGUGAAUUAUAUCAUUUAAGUUUUGCUUCUUGUAUGUUGGUUUUGGCUGACGAAGGCAUUACAACAAGGCUGGUAGAUUAG